Hibiscus syriacus is the source of this 933-nucleotide messenger RNA. Its product is annotated as dihydrolipoyllysine-residue succinyltransferase component of 2-oxoglutarate dehydrogenase complex 1, mitochondrial-like. The annotation marks the transcript as partial. The transcript is spliced from 6 exons. The record is from RefSeq and is a predicted model, not a curated record. Gene Ontology annotation, molecular function: acyltransferase activity. Lineage: Eukaryota; Viridiplantae; Streptophyta; Magnoliopsida; Malvales; Malvaceae.
AUCAGUGUUUAUUUUCAUCAGGUAACAAUUGAUGUGGUCAGUCCUCAAGCUGGUGUGCUACAAGAGUACGUGGCAAAAGAAGGGGAUACUGUGGAACCAGGUACCAAGAUUGCUAUCAUUUCGAAGUCCGCUGAAGGUGUAGCACCUGCUGAAAAGAAAUCAGAAAAACCUGCUUCCAAGCAAUCUCUUCCAGCUGAAACUGUAAAGGAGGAGAAGCCAAAAGCUAAGGCUGAAGCUUCUCCUGCUGUGGAGAAGCCUAAAUCCCCUUCUACACCACCUCCAAAACGAACUGCUACCGAACCUGUACUUCCACCCAAGGAAAGGAAAGAAGAGUUUCCUAUGACAAGGCUUAGGAAAUGGGUUGCUACACGAUUGAAAGAUUCCCAAAAUACUUUUGCUAUGUUAACAACGUUCAAUGAAGUUGACAUGACCAACUUGAUAAAGCUCCGAUCUGAUUACAAGGAUGCUUUUGUUGAGAAACACGGUGUGAAGUUGGGAUUUAUGUCUGGAUUUGUAAAAGCUGCCGUUGGUGCACUUCAGCAUCAGCCUAUUGUAAAUGCUGUAAUCGACAGGGAUGAUAUUAUUUAUAGGGAUUAUAUAGAUAUCAGCAUUGGUGUUGGUACUCCAAAGGGGCUUGUCGUUUCGGUAGUCCGUGAUGCUGACAAGAUGAAUUUUGCUGAAAUAGAGAAAACAAUCAACGGCCUUGCAAAGAAAGCAACUGAGGGGACCAUCUCAAUUGAUGAAAUGGCUGGAGGCUCGUUUACGAUAUCCAACGGUGGUGUUUAUGGUAGUCUGUUGAGUACCCCUAUUAUCAACCCUCCUCAGGUUUGUGGUUUCAAACUAAACUGUAUUCACUUACACAUGACUUUUUCCGCAUCGGUUGAGGUGUUUGAUCACUUCCGAGUUUCUCAUUUCUAGCUUUUGCUUGCGAGC